Messenger RNA from Owenia fusiformis, 3420 nucleotides. The record is from the annotation of a GenBank genome assembly. NCBI's taxonomy places the organism in Eukaryota, Metazoa, Annelida, Polychaeta, Sabellida, Oweniidae.
CAAAAUUCAAACUUGCAGAAGUCUGGAAGUCACAUUGUUUCAAGUUUCAGAUUUAAAAAUGGAUGACUAUUUAUCCUCUCUUGAUCUGUGGAGGAAGCCCAUUGCCAAAGAUGAAAGCUCACUGUAUCGAUGCAUUGCAGAACAGGUGUUUUCCACACAAACACGAUGGGAGGAAGUGAGGGAUGAAUGUGAGCACUAUAUAAAAGAACAUGAAGAAGAACUGGAAACUGAAUGGCUGGGUGUGCCUAUUGAAAUCAACGCACUCUCCCUACUUUACAGACGUGAUAUUUACAUCUAUGAGCAAGUAAGAUGUCCUCCAGUGAAUCUAACACAGAAUGAAUUUAAGGAUGUGAUCUGGUUGUGCUAUACUGAUGGCUGCCAUUAUGACUGUGUGUAUCCCAGGACAUUUGUAACAAGUUCUGCUAUUUGCCAAUCUAUAGUAUAUGAGAUACUGUACAAGAACGUAUUUAAGAUGUCUAAAGAAGUCCAUGAAGGUGUUCAACUUUUACGCAACAAAAACUUUAACAAAAGACGAGAUAGCCAUUCACCAUGCUACAGCUCUUCGCCAGAGACCCAGGAGUAUUAUAGAAAACACCAUGUUAGUGUGAGUCCGCCAUUCCCGUACCGUAUCGCUAAAGCAUUGGAUCCUGAUAUUUACCGCAAUGUAGAGUAUGAUACAUGGAUGGAAGCUAAGAAAGAGCUAGAAAGGACUGAACAGCAACUUGUUGAGAAGAGGUUCACAACAGGAGACAAGUGUCAGGUAACAUUAGAGAGUAGCCCUGAUCAUGUCUUCAUUGCUCAUAUUCAAGAGAUGGGAUCAGAGAAAGAUCCUGUAACAGUUUUUAUAGAGGAACUAGGUGAAAGACAUACAGUGACAUUUGAACAACUCCGUGCCUUACCUCAAGCAGAGGGUUAUCCACCUUUGUGUAAAAAGAAGCAAAGGAGAAGAAAGUUGGAGCUCCCAUUCAUGAUGCCUGUUGGACGUGGAAGUCAAGGCCGGGGAAUACCACACCAGGGAAUGCGCACACCACCUCCUAGGUUUUCAAACUUCAAUGGAAUGAGGCCAAGAAGAGCAUUGAUCAACUCUGCGGGUCACCCCGUACAUCCUGGCACUGGACACCCCAUUCAUCGCCCAAGAACAUUCAACUCACCCUCUGAUAGCUUUCAUCGCCAGAGCGGUUACGUGACUCCAGAGAGACAGCAGUCGAGUUACGUGACUCCAGAGAGACAGCAUUCAAGGUCAUCGAAACCUCGCAAAACUCCUCCGCCACCCCUUGUGCUGCCACAACGUAUGACAUCACCAGUAUCGUCUCAAUCCCCAGGGCCUACACUCCAACCUGAUGUGAAUGGCAACUUAGCUGCUAGUCCCCAGGUACAACAGCCAUACAUGACGCCACCCCCCCAAGUCCAGCAAUUUGUGUCCCCACCCACCCAGCUUCAGUUCUAUCCCUUCCUUGUCAUUCCUUAUGUGAAUAACCUAACGGGACCUGUCAAUCUGAAUGCACAAGCCUCUAUGGACAAUGCGGGAUCUGAUCUACCGAAUGGUGAUGUGAACACUUUGAGAUUCUUCUACAACAUAGGAGUUGAGCAUUUUCGCCUCUCAACUCUGAUGCACCAGCAACAAAACCUCGGCCAACAACCCAUGCCUGUCAGUAUGCCUGUUACCCCAGUGACACCCAAUCAGCCCUUCCAUGUCGACCCAACGCUUCAGGCUCCACCCCUUUCAGCCCCGCCCUUCACUGAGAAAGAUGCGGAGACAACAGGUAAUACUAGCAAUACAACUGACGAAAAAACACCAACUGAGUUGGAAAUAAAAUCUGAGAAAAAAAUCCACCAAGCAGUGCCAUCAUAUAGUGGUCCUCAUGCGCCACCUACUGGUCACAUUCCACAAAGAAUGAUGCACUUUAGACCAGUUUAUCAUCCUCACGCCUAUCAUAGAGCAACCAUGGGACAUCCGCAGAUGACAAUGUAUGCACCACCCCCAGGAUAUGUGCAAGUACCCCAGGGCCAUACUUAUACAAAGGAUACUCCCUUUCCCAGAUAUACACAUAGAGCAAAUAACCCAAAAAUCCAAAAUGUAGAUGAAAUCACAGCAAAACUUGAAAAAUAUUGUCAGUUGGACAGUGACGAAAAUAUAAACAUUGCUGCCCCAAAAAGUCCAUCACAAGAGAGUAGCACAAGAUCAGAUGACUCGUCACAAGAGGAUCAUGGGAAUAAUGACAGCGGAUGCCAGUCUGAUUUCAGUACAGAAAGCACAAUAGGAAAAUCAAAACCUGAUGGAGAAUCAAGCUCUGCUUUCCUACCACUCCCAAGACCAAGCUAUGACAUCACAGAUGGUCACACUAGCGACGAAUCUACACCGCAUGACAACACAAUCAUCAAUGUCCCUAGGAAAUUUCACAAGAAGAAUUAUGUGCCUAGAAUUGUACGACCGAUGAAAGACAUUCCACCGCGAUUUCAACAAAUGUUAACCCCCAAGAAACCUGAUCCAGAAAAAUUCGCUGGCCCCCCGCUUGUCCAACAAACAUUUGACCCCAAUCCGUACCCUGAUUCUGAGCAUGAUAGUCAUAAAUAUGUAGUUCAUGGUGAUGGUGGUCCAAUCGGUGUCGCAGAGGGCAGCACCAGCACUGGGGCUAUAGCUUAUACUAACGGUGAUGGGGCUGUGCAUUAUCAUCAUCCUAACCAACCUUCUGUGACUAAUGUAGAUUCUGAUACUAAUAAUCUAGCUUACUGUCAGUCGUAUGUAGAUCAUGCACAUUCUUAUUCUGGUGAUGGUGGUUUGCAUGUUGUUAACCCUCAUUCUUUGCCUUCAGGUGGUCAGUACUACACUCUGCCGUCUACCCCGCCUAGCCAUGGUAUGGUGGCUCCCUCUGGGAUGACAAUAGCUCAGCCCACGGGGACAGUUUAUUAUAGCCAGCCUCCGAUGCAGACUACAUCUCACUAUGGCCCACCUAUGAACAUGCAAAUGCCUGCUUAUGUUUACCAGCAGUAACUCUUGUAUCAAAGAUCAAAAACAUUUUUGGAGUCUCUUAUGUGUAGUAUUUUUGUAGUUGAUAUUAAUCAAAUAUCUUUAUAUAGUCUAUUAAGAGUAUAUUCUAUAACUGUUUACUAUAUCUAAAUAACCCUUACAUUUUUGUAAGUCUAUUUUGACUUUCAAUACAUUCCAUAUUAAAUUGCUCUUGUAUCUAUAUGCAGUAUAGCAAUAUGUAUACACAUAUAGCAGGCCCGUAGCCCCACCCCCUCCACCCCCUCCCUCUUGGCCAAAAAUUCUUUCAAUAUCAUGCAGUUUCUCAACAUUCUAGGUUUUUAUACUUGUGAUUUUGGCCAAAAUUGUCAAAAGUGAACCCCCUUGACAAAAGGUGGCUACGGGCCUGUAUGCAUAUACACAUUCAUGAAAAGGUUUAAUAUGUUUUACAUGCA